AGGCAACAUCCGAUUUGACCGAUAACCAGGUAUAAAAACGGCCGAUUUCGGUACUGGACCUCACAGUAGCAAGUAUCAGCUUCUCUACAAGCAACUCCCUUGCAGCUUCUCCACUUCUCACCAAAGAUGAAACUCAUCGCCAUCGUCUCAGUCCUCGUUUUGGCCAUCGGCGCAUCCAACGCCAAGAGCCUCCGUGCCAGCAGCAUCACUGACGCCGAAUUGCUCACCGUGUCCAAGGACUUGCACACCGGUGAUGUCAACGGAGCCGUUGUCACUUUGGACCUGCAGAGCCAGACCGCUGCUGGAAGCAUGGCAGAUGUUGCUCCCGGCCCAAUUAUCGUCAGCGACCCACUUCCCGACUUUGCCAAGCCAACCUUCGCCGCAUUCCAGGCUCUGCUCAACAACUACCAGAAGAACGUCACCAUCCAAGACACGUUCACUCCCGAGCAGUUGGCCGAAGAAGUGGCUUUCAUCGACGCCGUCAUGGAGACUAGCGUGAUGCAAUCACUCCACACCUUCCUCGUUUCCAAAGGUGAGGCCAGCGCCGAUGUUGCCGUUUUCAAGCAAUUCCUGAGCACCAUCUGGUUCGGCCGCUGGUCCGAAUACGUUGCCGGCGUUGUGGCCAGCAGCGGCUGGGAGCACACCAACGUCUUCGAGAGGCUGGAGGAUAACACCAUCGUCGGCUACCACAGCUGGAUUUACUUGUACAACGAACAGGAGGAUGGCGACUUCAACUACUUGGGCUACAUCGAAACGCUGGACACCGGCAAGACCACCGUCGUCUCCAUGCCCGUCGACCUCUACGGCAGCACCAAGGCCGUCACCCAAUUCAAUUUUGGCGCCAGCCCCGAACUGGAACUCGCCCUCGGCACCUUGUGCUUCGUCGCCCGUCCCGACCUCGCUUGCGUCGUCAGCGGCUCCAACGGCGCCGCCUACAACUGGGACACCCACACCGUCACCUACAACGGUGUCCAGUACGUCGAGAGCUCCCACCCCAUCUUUGAAUGAGCUCAGACUAUAGCGGGAACGGAUUUUUCAAAAACGACCGAGUCUAUAAUAGUGGCUCCUCAACUUCUAUUUUGAUUACGCAAUAUUGAUUGCGACUGUGUAAUGAUGUCAGCUGUACAGUGUUUUCGCGAUAUGUAAACCCAGUCGUGAAUAAUAUACCUUUUCUAUUAUUCCGCAGAGAAAA
This is a messenger RNA of Daphnia pulicaria, 1192 nucleotides long. Its product is annotated as endoribonuclease CG2145-like. NCBI's taxonomy places the organism in Eukaryota, Metazoa, Arthropoda, Branchiopoda, Diplostraca, Daphniidae. The transcript is spliced from 5 exons. Bases 127 to 1008 code for a protein of 293 amino acids. The record is from RefSeq and is a predicted model, not a curated record. Gene Ontology annotation, molecular function: RNA endonuclease activity.